CUGCUGACGUGUAGGUAGGAGGUGUCUUCUUGUCUUCCAGAGGAUUCAGCAGCUAGCUGUCAGCUUGUCUCUUUGUUUAUUCUUUCGUUUCGCACUUUGCAAUGGAAUUAUCACCUUUAUACUACUGAGCUGAGGAAGUAAGAGCAGAAAAGAAGUCCGAGAUAUUGCACAGGUUUAGGUUGGUGCUCACGUUUUAUGAAGAGCUCUCCAUUACCAACUUCACCAAUAUGGGGAGACGGAAGGUGCCAGAUUUGUACAGAGCCCCAUUCCCCCUCUACACCGUCAAGGUGGACCCCAAGUCGGGCCUGGUGAUCACUGCAGGUGGAGGUGGGGCAUCAAAAACUGGGAUUAAAAAUGCAGUGCAUUUUCUUGGCCUGGAGUUGGUGGGAGAGCACCAGUACAGUGCCACUCUGCUGCAUGCUCAUGACACGGAAACCCGCGCAACAAUGAACCUGGCGAUCGCCGAUGGAGUCAUCGCCGCAGGGCAGGACGGCAAUUGUAGCAUGAUGCGAUUUAAACAACGCCAGUCAAAUGAGGGACGAAAAGCGUCUUCCAGCGCAGCGGCCUCUGGCGGGCAGCAGGGGAAGGCCCGGCGGCGAACGGGGAAAGGCGACCAGGCGGCUAAAGACGGAGCAGAAGAGGCAGGGGGCAUAGGCGCCUCCGACACUACGGACGAGACCACGCAGGUAUCCGUGGAAACCGUCGGGGAAGUGCAGUCGGACCUCAACCCUGUGGACCCGCUGCAGAAGGUGGUGAGGUUCAGCUCGGACCUGAGCCUGCUCAUGACGGGCGGCACGGACGGCCACAUCCGGGUUUGGGAGUACCCCUCCUUGAAGAAGAAGUUUGACUUCAAAGCACAUGAAGGAGAAAUUGAAGACUUGGACUUGAGUCCCGGGAAUGAGCACCUCGUCAGUGUGGGCAGGGACUUUGUGUGCAGCGUGUGGAGCGGAAAUCAGCUGGCCAUGGGUCUCCGGUGGCAAGACACCAUGCCUCAGGUGGCCGACAAGGCGUAUCGCUACAUGGCUUGCAGGUUUGGCAGGGUAGAGGACCAACCCACUGCCCUACGGCUGUAUACGGUUCAGAUCCCCCACAAACGAGACCGGAAGCCUCCCCCUUGCUAUCUCACAAAGUGGGACGGCAAGAGCUUCCUGCCCAUGCUGACGGCAGUCUGUGGCACUGAGGUCAUCUCCAGCAUGGCUGUCAGUGACUCUGGAACCUUCAUCGGCCUGGGAACUGUGACGGGAUCUGUAGCGAUCUACAUUGCGUUCUCCCUACGGAAGCUGUACUACGUAGAGGAGUCCCACGGCAUCGUGGUGACGGACGUAGCAUUCCUGCCCAACUCGUUGAAGGGGAACGCCCUCAAAGGCAGCAACCACGAAGCGGCCAUGUUGAGCGUAGCCGUCGACAGCAGGUGUCAGCUGCACACCGUUCGCAACAGAAGAUCCUUCCCCAUAUGGCUGGUGCUGGGCUUCUGUGCCGUGAUGGUGGUGGCGGUGAUUCUGCUGCUUCAGUCGCUCUUCCCUGGCUUCAUGUGAAUCCCUCUGAGCACUAGAGAGCGGGCAAGAGCGGGGGGGGGGGGGAUGGGGAUGGGGGGCCGUCGUCGGAAAUCACUGAACCCUCCGCUGGGGCCGCACAGCCAUGGGAGAUUGGGCUGUGCAUCGUCCUCUCCCUGCCUCCCAGUGGGGUUGGGGCGGAGGGUGAACCAUAACCACCAGGGGACUCGUUUUUUAAUUUGACAUCUGCUGCACCCCCACCGCAAAACAUCUCAAAGCCUAACGAUGACUGUUCAAGUCGCUCUCAGAAGCCUGUGACGUCACCGCCUCCCACUGUUCCGUGGGUCUCAUCUCAUGACUUGUCCUCCUCCUCCUUGGUGAACGACUUGUACUCGUAUGGGUGAGAGGCUUGAUUCCAUUUUUGUUUUAUUUUUGGGGAUGGGUCGGGGCUCGUGGUGAGAGGGGGGGUCCAGCUUCCAGUCAUUUAUAAUUAAUGUGCAGAUUGGGGCUUUUUUAAAUAAGAUAUUUAAAGAAUAAUGUAAAGAUAUAUAAAUAUACUUAAAUAGAUUCAUGUCUUCGUGUCUUCUUUUUUCUUUCACAUGCACUUUGUGGUGUGCAGAAAUACCAUCCAUUGUCUACCUAUCAUGGAUCUUAAUUAACUAUUUCUCUAUUUCAAAUACAUCCACUAGUGGGCAGCAUAGACCCUUCAUUUGUUAGUUACCUGAAAAUGAUGAGAUCUCAAUGGCUUAGCAAUACAAAUGGCUUUGGCCCAUACAAAUAAUGAUGUAAUGGCUCAAAUAAAUGUGCUUGUGGGAGUGAUUAGGAUUACCAACGGUUGAAAGCCUCCAAAGUGUUAUGUACCUUUUGUACAAUUGCCAAUGUGAAAGAGAAAAGAAGGGCAUAAUGAAUCCUUUGUAAAUUGAACCUAAUAACAAGUUUGUUUGGAGACUAAAUGUGAGAGCGAGCUAAAUUGUUUAUAGAUGACACUUUGAAUAGUGUUUAGUGUUUCUGAUCCUCCUCCCAUCCAUUUUCCAGUUCAAAACAAGCAGAUGCACUUUUGCACACCCCGCUCCCCCGACCACACAGAGCACUGGCGGCUCUCUUGAUGGAUUUAUUUCCAGUAGGUGGCACCAUAUGGCUGGUGAAACGUGGAGGCAUGCAAGGGAUGGAAGUUCCUGUUGAUUUAACCUACAUUGUGCUCAUCUCAAGCUUGGAGACAGGCCUUCAAAGUCACAGGGUAUAGUAUAUCUGUCCCAGAUUCCUGGCCUAGUCUAUUGAUCAGGGGUGUGAAAUGGUUGCCGUUUUUAUGAAUUAAUUGUAUCAAUUCAUUAAAAGCCCAAAUCAAAUGCCGGCCACCGUUACUGCACUUUGUUUUCACAUGGAUCACAUACAAGAUGACGUUAUGGAAGCCUAGCAGCCACGUGUACACAGAGCCCCCCAUCCAUCCAUCCAAACACACAAGCUCAUUCUUUUCACCAAAUGGUAAACCAGAAUUCAGACACUGUUCAAAUACAACCCCCCCACCCCGAUCCCUUUCCAAGGCCCAGACAGUCUCCCCCUACCCCCCCUCUUCGUCAGCAGUGGGCAAGAAACCCGACGCCCGCCUCACCUACAUUAAACGUCCAACAGGAAGUGAAGUCCAACAGGAAGUGCGGAGACCCCAGACAGGCUGGUGUCUCAGAAUCCACUAAAGAGGAACAAUACAGACUUUUAUUUUUCGUGUUGAGUUUAACCCUCUGACAUUGCACAUACCCUCCACUGUCUCAGACACAGUGCCUUGGGAAACUCACUGGUGAAGUGGAAACAUUCACCCCGAUGGGGUGAGGAAUGGCAGAAGCGGGCCAGUCACUUAGGUAUGGGCAUACAUUAUCUCCACCAAACCCACCCACGCUGUCUGUGUAGAGAAAGUAAUGCCGCUGGAUGGUUCAAACUUGCUUUUUUGAAGUGUUUUAGAAUGCAUGCCUAGGCCCCUGGCUGCUUAUCUUGGAAAGCGUUCACUGAUUAGGACUGUUGAGGUGCAAUUUGAGCGUGAGUAACCCUGUGGGUUUAUGUAUAGCUGACAAAGGCCUAAAUGAGUUUGAAUAUUUUCUGUCUUUUCAUUGACUAUUCUCAUGUUUAAAGAAUGUUUUCUUAUUAUAAUGAGGCUUUCCACGUAAUGAUAAAAAGUUAUCAAUUAACCAAAAGUUAGGCCGGUUGCGUUGUCUUUGGCUCCUCUUGCUUCACGCAUUGAAACAUGGCCGAGGUGAACAGUUCUUCAGCGGCCCAGUUGGAUAGUUAGCGCUGAACGGUUAAACAGGUUUCAAAGGUGUGAGAUAGAAAGCAUAAACCAUGCGUGUUUCCACUAUAAAGGCAGGCUCCACUGAUUGCCUCUUCACAUGCCCUGAAGAUCAAGCGUUUCAAAUUAAAGUGGGAAAAAAACUACAAACGUCUCUAUGAUCCAAAAUCUUUUCCCGGGGGUCAAAAGCCCAUAAAACGCCAAAUGACUAAUAAAUCCAGCACCGUUGCGAGCAUCAAGGGUAAAGCAAAACAGACAAACGGCGCAAACAUUACUUUUCCUUUGUCAGUGAGGCCAACUACCAGGGCACCGAAGAACAGUAAUGCUUAAGAUACUAUGGGAACAGCUAUGUUAAGCAUUUAUAUAUUUUGUGAAUGAGUAUACUGAGACAUACUUAAAGGGAAAAUGUAUUGCAUUUAUAUAACGUUUUCAGACCUCUGGCCACUCAAAAGCCCUUUUAUUGUCAUUCAU
This is a messenger RNA of Gadus chalcogrammus (walleye pollock), 4239 nucleotides long. RefSeq names its product prolactin regulatory element binding (gene preb). The record is from RefSeq and is a predicted model, not a curated record. Gene Ontology annotation, cellular component: endoplasmic reticulum membrane. NCBI's taxonomy places the organism in Eukaryota, Metazoa, Chordata, Actinopteri, Gadiformes, Gadidae. Gene Ontology annotation, biological process: protein secretion. The transcript is spliced from 10 exons. The coding region runs from base 228 to 1535 and encodes 435 amino acids. Gene Ontology annotation, molecular function: GTPase activator activity; guanyl-nucleotide exchange factor activity; protein binding.